AGUAGAGUGGAAGGAGGUGGAUGUUAUCCCCAAGCAGGCUCUUAAACAUCCUAAUGUUGAGAUGGAAUUGUCAAUCAGUAAAGCAGAAGCCAUGGGGUUAAUAAGAACAGUGAACAUGUCAAACGGAGGUGUGAUCAUUAUCAGAAGAUGGAGACAGUGGAACAUGUUCUAUUUCAGUUUCAGAAAUAUGGGAGGGAAAGGGAGCAAUUAUUAUAUUUGAGGAGUAAUGGUGUCAAAGAGCCAGGAUUAAGUUAACUGCUUCAGAAAUCUUCAGGGGUGGAGCAUUUCAUUUCCUUAGGGAGAACCGAAAGUUUGCGAAUUUUCAAAGUCCAUUUGGUGGUGAUAAUGCACCGUAAAGUUGGUAGCCAACCACCAUAUAAACGCCACAGAAGGAAAAAGACGAGUGGCAGCGUACUCAUUGAAGCGUUCAGUCUGCGGAAGUACUACCUGAAGAAGCUAGCUGAAAGGAAAACGUCCACUAUGGCUGAGGCGCACAACUUGCAGGACCUACAACAUCAAGCAGCCGUCGCCUCCAAAGUCUAUGUCCAGAGGGACUACAACUCGGGUACAAUCUGCAGGUUCCAGACAAAGUUCCCCUCUGAGCUGGAGUCUAGGGUUGACAGGCAACAGUUUGAGGAGACGAUGCAGACGCUCAACAACCUCUAUGCUGAGGCUGAGAAAAUUGGUGGCAAGUCUUACCUGGAGGGCUGCUUGGCCUGCAUGACCGCCUACACGAUCUUCCUCUGUAUGGAGACCCAUUAUGAGAAAGUAUUGAAGAAGAUCGCUAGGUUCAUCAAGGAGCAGAAUGAGAAGAUCUACGCUCCUCUGGGACUGCUGCUUACGGACCCAAUGGAGAGAGGUCUCAGGGUUGUUGAAAUCACCAUCUUUGAGGAUCGAAGCAUUGGCUCCGGAAGAUAAACCACACCAAAGGAUGGCCUAUUUCACCUGGUGCUUCCCAAUUGUCUCACCACACCAUCAAUGAUUCCUUAUGGAUGUAGAUAUAAUUGUUUUUAUUUAUUUCACAUACGAGAUGGGAAAUGUGCGCUAGUAGCCUAUAUUCCAGAGAGACCAACACUCCCUGUUUUUACAUGUUUAUUGAGAUGAUUCAUUUUAACGUGAAGUCUUAUUCUAGUUAAGCAAGAUCACACCUUUAGUAUGAAGGGUGCCAUUUUGUUUUAUAUUGACAUUUUUUAAACCUUACUCGUAAUUAAAGGUGCACUGUGUAAUAGGUCAAUGCAAAUAGCCCUUAAAGGUAUGUUUCACAAGUUUUUAAACCUGUGUUUAAAAAUAUCCUCUCUGCUUCACCAAAAUGUACAUAAUUAGUCAAAUGGUUCCUUACCUUGACAGUAGUCUAUGGGCCAGGAGAAACUAUAAUCUGCCACAAUUCAGAUGUUUACUUUAGCAAAUACAAUGAGAGGGAAUGGAGCAGUGCUAGCAUGUUCCAAACUCAUGGAUUCUCGUUCCUGGAGUUUACAAACGAUAACGAUGUACAGUAACAUAGCACAUUUUCUGAGUUAUGGUUUGCUACUUCAGGUACUUCUAAGAGCGUCUGCUAAAUGACUUAAAUGUAAAUGUACUUCUCAAAAACCAACUAUAAGCUUUUGCUAAAAUGUUGCUGCUCCUUUUGUAUGUAUAAUGAACAAAAAUAUAAAUGCAACUAUUUCAACGAAA
Oncorhynchus gorbuscha (pink salmon) is the source of this 1671-nucleotide messenger RNA. RefSeq names its product golgin subfamily A member 7-like. Gene Ontology annotation, cellular component: Golgi stack; palmitoyltransferase complex. The transcript has 7 exons. The record is from RefSeq and is a predicted model, not a curated record. Bases 346 to 918 code for a protein of 190 amino acids. Gene Ontology annotation, biological process: peptidyl-L-cysteine S-palmitoylation; protein targeting to membrane; Golgi to plasma membrane protein transport. Lineage: Eukaryota; Metazoa; Chordata; Actinopteri; Salmoniformes; Salmonidae.